AUGACCCUGCGUCUCACCUCAGCUCCAGUCGCCGGUGUUAAGAAGCACAAGUCCACUCCCAAGCCUCGCAGUUCACCCUUUGCUGCUCAUGCCCGUCGCAAGCCAAGUUCGGCCGCAGCUAGCGCCGUGAAUGCGGCGGCCGAAGAUCUAGUCGACGAUGACCCUCUCCCCGAUAUAGGUGGAUCGCGUUUUAUAUCCGAGACUGCAGAGGUCCAGAAUGUGGUACAGGCGAUUCAGUCCAUUCGGACGAAAAUGUUCGAUGAACUCCCGCAGCGCGCGGGCAUGAAUAGUACUCGCAUUGCGGAGGUCUUGAAUUUGCGCCGGUCGCUGCCUCCCCUUGCCUCUGUCGCACACGUACAUACUCUACUUAAUGCGCCAACACAGGUGGAACGAGAGAUUGUUGAACUCGUGCAGACAGGCCGUGUUCGACGACUGAUCGUCCCUGGUCGUGGCAGUGAUGCCGCCGGAUUGGGUGACUGCUUGGUCUUGGCCGAGGACUGGGAGGACAUGGUUCGUGGGAGCGCUGUCUUGGAUGAUGAGCUCAAGGAGAAAUUCCUCGAUAUCCUCACGCGCAUCGGAUCCUCCUCUGCCCUGUCGCAAAGCGUCUUCACUCCCGACGAAUACCGAUCCUUAGUUCGUGCUGGAUUCCUCGUCUCGUCGUCAUCAUAUACACAAGCAUCUUUGAAUGUUGCAUCUCUUCCCAAUCUACCCCAGGCGGUAGUGUCUUCAGCCAGUCGGAGGGGCUCGGCCCAUCCUUCUGAUACCGACCGAGCCGUGCAGACAGAUGCCCAGGCUCGUGCAGCGACUCUAUUUUUGUCGUUGCCAAACACCGGGACCUACUUGCGGCUGCUUGGGGCUGGUCGUGCUCAUCUGCUCGCCCUACUCCGGCGGUCCACUUGCAAUGAAGCCCCAUUGCAAUUGCUCAAGGAUCGCUGGAACGGCGCCGUGGAAACCGAGAAGAGUUUCCACUUGGCUAAGCGAGCGCGGGGUGAGUUUGCGGGCAUUCUGCCGGGUCGAACGAAGAAAUGGAAGGAGUUGUAUGGCAUGCAGUUUCGCUGGGUGCUGGAGGAAGCACUAGGGGCAGGCCUAAUAGAAAUCUUUGAAACCGGCAGCGUGGGACCAGGCAUCCGAUGCCUGUAA
Messenger RNA from Penicillium cataractarum, 1140 nucleotides. Its product is annotated as Stk19 family serine/threonine-protein kinase. Gene Ontology annotation, biological process: positive regulation of Ras protein signal transduction; protein phosphorylation. Lineage: Eukaryota; Fungi; Ascomycota; Eurotiomycetes; Eurotiales; Aspergillaceae. The coding region runs from base 1 to 1140 and encodes 379 amino acids. Gene Ontology annotation, molecular function: protein serine/threonine kinase activity. The transcript is spliced from 2 exons. The record is from RefSeq and is a predicted model, not a curated record.